Lottia gigantea (owl limpet) is the source of this 918-nucleotide messenger RNA. RefSeq lists its product as hypothetical. NCBI's taxonomy places the organism in Eukaryota, Metazoa, Mollusca, Gastropoda, Lottiidae. The annotation marks the transcript as partial. Gene Ontology annotation, molecular function: single-stranded DNA 5'-3' DNA exonuclease activity. Gene Ontology annotation, biological process: interstrand cross-link repair. Gene Ontology annotation, cellular component: nucleus. The transcript has 2 exons. The record is from RefSeq and is a predicted model, not a curated record.
GACUUUAAGACGCCUUUACAGCGCUUCAGACCCGGGUAUCUUUGGGUAUCAGAUCUGACCAAACAGAACUGGUGCGAACAACAGUUAUAUUAUUCGUUCACUGUACCCGGUGUCAUGGUGGAAGAUAAGCCUUCAAUGAAAGAAGGCUCCAGUCUUCAUUUAGCUAGAGAAUUGGCGGUUCAUGAACCAGUACCAGUAAAAGUAACAUCAAAUGAGGACAUUUGGGCGGUCAAGGUCCUGAAUUUAUUGGGUACUGUUCAAGGUUUUUUAAAUGGUGUCUGUUUGGCUAGGGAAGUUCCAAUAUUUGGAGCUCCAUAUGAAAAUGGUGUGUUUUUUGUGGGUUUGAUCGACGAGCUGCGUUUUGAUCUAGAAUUGUAUACGGUCACAUUAUCGGAACUGAAAACCAAAACUUACAAAUCACCGCCAAGCAAAGCCCAAAAAUCUCAACACAAGCUGCAAGUGAUGCUGUACAAGAAUUUAUUUGAUGAUUUAGUAAAAGGACAAUUAUCUAAGGAAACCGUAUCCAAACAUUUGCGAGUCGAUCUUAGUCGGGAGUUUAGUGAUGACGUUACCAAAGAACUCGAAAAGCAUUUGAUAGAUUUCAAAAAUCUUAACCAGCUUUUGGAUUAUUUGUUCCAGAAAUUCCAGGCUUUAACUUGUAUUAACCAAUUAGAGAUAGAAUAUGUACAUCAGGAAAGCAAAGAAACUUUAUUUCAUUCCUCUGUGGAUUAUGAUGACGCAGAACUCGAAAGUCUUUUAGGUCAUUAUGUGAAAUUCUGGAAAGGAGAGCGUGAAGUUCUUGGAGUAGACAUUGAAGAGGCUUGGAAGUGUGGGAAAUGUGAUUUUUCUGACAUUUGUGUGUGGCGCGAGAAGAAAUCUCAAGAGUGUUCAAAUAAGAAUCGACUGAAGCGAAAGUGA